Messenger RNA from Chlorella variabilis, 2685 nucleotides. RefSeq lists its product as hypothetical. The coding region runs from base 1 to 2685 and encodes 894 amino acids. Lineage: Eukaryota; Viridiplantae; Chlorophyta; Trebouxiophyceae; Chlorellales; Chlorellaceae. The transcript is spliced from 16 exons. The record is from RefSeq and is a predicted model, not a curated record.
AUGGUAGAGAACGGCGGGCUGCCGCAGGCGGCCGCGCCCCCGCCCCACCGCCGCCGCUUCAAGCUUGACAGCCCCGCCAGCGAUGUCGCCUGGCCGCGCGCUGCGGCGCUCACAGCGGCAGGGAUGGUGCUGGCUCUCAUGCUGGCGGUGACGGUGCCGGGCACCAGGCUGUCUGGCGUGGUGGGCACAGCCACCAAGUACCUCACCACCACCUCGCUGCCAUUGGUUUCGCCAACCUCUACCCCAAUUCAGCUGGCUGAGCCCAGCAACAACAGCAGCAGUGCUGAGCAUGACGGCAGUGGGAUCAGCGGCAGUGAAAGCAUCGAAGAGGCAGAUGGUAGCAAGACCAGCAGCAGCAACGAUAGCGGCGGCAGCGGCGCUCAGCCAGAGAGUGAGGGAGGCAGCGGCAAUGCUCUGCCAGAGAGCGAGGAAACCAGCGGCGACGUUGGCGGCGGGAGCGGGGCUGGCCCAGAGAGCGAAGGAGGCAGUGGCGAUGCUGACCCAGAGGCUGAGGAAAGCAGCAGCGAUGCUGAGCCAGAGGCUGAGGAAAGCAGCGGUGGAGUCAAACCAGAGGCUGAGGGAAGCGGCGGCGACAACGGCGGCGGCAGCAGCGCUGAGCCAGGGAGUGAAGGAAGCAGCAGCGAUGCUGAGCCAGAGGGCGAGGAAAGCAGCAGCGGGGCCGAGCCAGAGGCUGAGGGAAGCAGCAGCAGCGAGGGACACGACAGUGGCGCAGAGGCAGAAGGCGAGCAAGGCAGCGACGGCAGCGCUGAUGCUGGCACCAGUGACGCUGCGGCAGAAGAUGGCGGCGGCGAUGAAGAGGCACACGGCAGCAGCGGCGACGGCGGGGAGGAUGAGCCCGACCUGCCCUGCCGGGAGAGCGGCUACUGCAGCGUGGGCAGGCUGCAGGCAUAUGUGGGCGAGGUUGACAGCACAGAGGGCCUCAAGGCGGCGCUGGAGGCCUGCAGCUACAAGAAGGACUUCUUCUUGCUCACCAUCGGCUCGGGAGGCCACCUGCUGGGCAUGAACUUUGUGGUGGGCGCCUGGAAGCUGGGCCUGGCCAACGUGAUGCUGCACGCGACCAGCAACGAGUCCUGCGCCAAGCUGGCAGCUGCCGGAUACCACAACGUCACAUGCGUCUGGUCAGACCGGGAGUGGUUCCCUAAUCGGGAUGGCAAGUUCAACGUGGGUGAGUCGACUGGCAUCUGGGCUGUGCGCUACAUCUUGAUGGCUCGAGCCGUCUGGCUCGGCUACAACGUGUGGCUGCUAGACACAGAUUCCUACCUUUACCGGGACCCUUACAAAUAUCUCAAGGUGCCCCCUCUCAGCAACGUCACCUUCAUGUCGAUGGCGGACAAUGGCAACAUCAUCAAUGGCGGCACCUCCUACAUCCAAAACGCCGCCCCGGGCGGCCCCGCCGCCUGGACGAUCGCCCACAUGUGCGAGCGCAUGAUCCGGUUUGUGCUGUCAGACAUCAUCGCGGGCAACCGGCUGCGCCACCCCUACGUGCGCUUCACGCUGUGGAAUGCUCCCGACCUGGCGCCCGACCUGGAUGAGCGGCUGCACUACCACGACCCGGGCCUGCACCUGCGCUACCCGCCAGACUGGGCCGACCUCACACAAACCACUGAGGCCGCCCACGAGGGGGGUUUCAACCUCACCAUCUCGCACCUGAAUGGGAAGUGGGACAAGACGAUUGGGGGCAAGCGCUUCCCGCCCCGCGGCAACCACUCGCUGGCAUUCAUCAUGUUACUAGAGGAGGAGAGCGGGCUCAAGUAUGCCGACAUAGAGGGCCCCACCCCCAAAAACUGGGUGCCUCCGCCAAAUGAGACCUUCAUGUUCACCCCGCAGUGGCUCAUCUCGGUCUGGCUGGACCGAGGCGUGCGAGGCACGUGGGACCUGCAGCCCCCACCGCAAGUGAUGCUGCACAUGGUCUUCAUGCCCGGCUGGGUGGCGGGACACCUGCAGAAGGAGUAUGGCAUGAAGUCCAUCAAUGCCUUCAACUUUGAGGUGGCGCAGGCUUUGCAGGGCCAGCUCUUCCCCUCGGCCACAGCCGAGCAGCCACUGCCGCGCGUGCUGGCUCUGCUGCCCAGAGACAAGUUGACCAGCACGACCAUCAUUGAAUACAGGGACAAGCUGGUGCAGCUGGUGCGGCUGGCGAUCCGCGUGGGCCGCGUGAUGCUGCUGCCAGACCCAGUCUGCAACUCGACCUGGCUGCGCAGCGGUGAUGGGGUGGAGGAUGUGCAGGGCCACCGGCGCAAUGAGUACGACUUAGAGCAGGUGCUGCCCUAUGGGCUGGACGACGACCAGCACUGCGUCUGGCUGUCUGCUGAGGACCAGGGCUGCAUGCCAAGCGCCUACAUCCUGCACCCAGACUAUCUGGAGCUGGUGCGGCGGCUGCCAGACGGCACGGGCGAGCCUGGGCCCGACAACACGGUGCAGCUUGGGGACAACCAGCAGCAGGGGCAGGGCCAGGGGCAGGCCAGCAGCUGGGAGGCGGUGGCGGCGGCAGCCAAGCAGAAGGAGGAGCCUCACAUCCUCUUCCUCGGCGCCAUCCCCGACCUCACGCCCGGCUCGAUGCCACCAGAGGAGGGGGAGGAGGACACGUGGUGGACCGGGUGGCUGCUGCGGCACCGCCGCAACACCACCGCCGACUGGCGAGGCUGGGGAGAGGGAGCCAAGCGCUGA